GAGUUAAAGAAAAAUGGGAAGAGGUAGGGUUGAGCUGAAGAGAAUAGAGAACAAGAUCAACAGGCAAGUGACCUUUGCAAAGAGAAGGAAUGGACUUUUGAAGAAAGCUUAUGAGCUUUCAGUUCUUUGUGAUGCUGAGGUUGCUCUCAUCAUCUUCUCUAAUAGAGGAAAAUUGUACGAAUUUUGCAGUAGUGCAAGCAUGCUCAAAACACUUGAGAGGUACCAAAAGUGUAACUAUGGAGCACCAGAACCAAAUGUGUCCGCAAGAGAGGCCCUGGAGAUAAGUAGCCAGCAGGAAUAUCUGAAGCUCAAAGCACGUUAUGAAGCCUUGCAGAGAUCCCAAAGGAACCUCCUUGGAGAAGAACUUGGCCCUUUAAGCAGCAAAGAGCUUGAGUCGCUUGAAAGGCAGCUUGACAUGUCUUUGAAACAGAUCAGAUCAACGCGGACUCAAUACAUGCUGGAUCAGCUCAUGGAUCUACAACAUAAGGAACAGGUGCUCAGCGAAACAAAUAAAACCCUGAAACAAAGGUUGAUGGAAGGAUACCAAGUAAGCUCAGUGCUCCAGUUGAAUCCAAGUGCAGAAGAAAUGGGAUAUGGCCGCCAACCCGUUCAACCUCAUGGGGAUACCUUCUUCCAUCCCCUGGAGUGCGAGCCCACAUUGCAAAUCGGAUCAUAUCAACAUGAAGCAAUAACAGCGGUGAGUGCAGGCCCCAGUGUGAAUAACUACAUGCCAGGAUGGUUGCCAUGAUAAGAAGAGAGCAUGUAUGUCAUCCAUGGAAUGCAUGCAAUCCAUAUCUCAUAAUUAAGUGUGAAGAUUUAUCUCUUUGUAAGUAGUUUAUUUGGAGAAUCAAAACUAUGCAUUUAUAUUAAAAGUACACUCUGGACUACGGACGGACGUAACCAGAAG
Messenger RNA from Pistacia vera, 907 nucleotides. RefSeq names its product agamous-like MADS-box protein MADS4. Gene Ontology annotation, cellular component: nucleus. Gene Ontology annotation, biological process: positive regulation of transcription by RNA polymerase II. Bases 14 to 748 code for a protein of 244 amino acids. The transcript is spliced from 8 exons. The record is from RefSeq and is a predicted model, not a curated record. Gene Ontology annotation, molecular function: RNA polymerase II cis-regulatory region sequence-specific DNA binding; DNA-binding transcription factor activity, RNA polymerase II-specific; protein dimerization activity. Lineage: Eukaryota; Viridiplantae; Streptophyta; Magnoliopsida; Sapindales; Anacardiaceae.